UUGUAUUGAUCCACUGCUGCAUUUGCUGCGCUGUUCCUACAUUGGCACGUCACAACUAUUUCUCACUAUCGCGUACGAAUUUUCUAGUGUGCGGUCGGCGAUGGCACCCCGCUUGAAGAAGGCGCGAAUCGCCAGCACUCCGUUGCACGGCAAUGAUUCAUCAGAAGCUGUAGUCCACGUCAAACAAACAGCGAUCCGUCCCAUUCUCCAAUCGUAUCCCGAUCUGCUCCACGACUUGUUGGAUCCGAUGACCAACGAUGAAUUUUUGAAUCGGAAUUUUCGAAAAUCUGCUGUUCACGUCACGGUUACGCAAGAAAAAGAUAGGGAACAAAGGAUUGCCAAGCUUCGGGCUCGUCUAUUCGAUCUCGAUUCGGAGAGUAUUUUGCAACACACGGCCAGUGACACGGUAUUCGUUUGGCUCCGGAAUACGACGACUGGACUGAUUCAAUCAAUUGCAGUAGCUGAUCUUGAAACAGCGUUGGCGUUGCACCGAGCGGGUCACGCCACAUACUGUCGUGCCCCUCCGAGCUUGGAACGACUCUUGGUGGGCGCCUUGUUGGAGAACACGGGCCUGGGUUGUGGACAGUACGAUCCGACCGGAUCGUCGCUAACGAGUUUAGGCCGUGGAGAAGUUGAAGUAUUCCAGGGAACAGCUGGGCAUGUCCCGUCCUGGCACACGGAUUUUCAAGAAAAUUUUACCGUACAACUCUCUGGUGUCAAGCGCUGGCGACUGCAAAAGGGUUCGGUCACCCAUCCCUUGCGGGGCUGUACACCGCACUACCGCUCACCUUCGUCGGUUGAGCCACAAUUAAAAGCUGCACGAAUGAUUGACAAAAAUUUUCAGUUUGCUCAUCCUAAAAAGGAUGUCAAUGCUGUAGGCGAAGUGGAAGAAGUCGUGCUUCGACCGGGGGACGUCCUGUACUUUCCUGCCGGAAUGUGGCAUCAAGUCGUCACGGAAGAACCCGGCGUUUCACUUAAUAUUUCACUCAUGGCCACAAAUUAUGCCGCACUCACAUGCCAAGCAUUGCAGCAUGUCUUACUGCAAAAGUCUUCUUGGAGAGAAUGUGUCACUCGGUCAGUAUCUACUUCAAAUGGGUCGCAGUCAAUUUCGGUGAUCGAGCAUUUGAAGUCUUUGUUACAAGCAUUGCCCGAUAUCGUUCGCGAGUUUGAAGCUGGUGGUGGUGCGCAGUCAAUACUACCGCCGUGUCUACAUUACAGUAAAUUUACAAAGUUGAUGGACAAGGAAAACAGGAUUGAAGCUGAUAACGGAUCGAUGGAGGAGGAAAGCGACGACAGCAGUGCUACUUUGGAAGAGUUGCCUGUUUUAGAACCCCCCUUUGAAAUUCCUGCUGAACAUAGUUUGACCCGCAAAGCAUUUAUAAAACGGCUCGAAACGCACACUUUGCGCAAAAAUCCGCUUGCUGUUUUGGCUCGCUACGACGAAAUAACACGCUUUUACAAUCAAACGGAUCAUACCGAGUUCAGUAGCCAUGUUCGCCGGGAGGAAGACGACAGCGAUGAGAACCAGAUUCCAGACGACCAAGUCUAUGUACUAAAUGUUAACUUUGCCGGUAAUGAAGGACAAGAAAGCCUUAUUCGUGUCCUAAUUCGAAACACGGACGAGUUUUUAUGCAGCCUUUACGGCAACGUCAGCAAUAGAGUUGAAAUUGAUGAUGGCGCGCUUGAGUCGAAAAAUGUCCGAAAUGUUCUCGAUUGCCUCAUUUACUACGGCUACUUGGUUUGGGUUUGA
Phaeodactylum tricornutum CCAP 1055/1 is the source of this 1750-nucleotide messenger RNA. RefSeq lists its product with no specific name. The record is from RefSeq and is a predicted model, not a curated record. NCBI's taxonomy places the organism in Eukaryota, Bacillariophyta, Bacillariophyceae, Surirellales, Neidiaceae. Gene Ontology annotation, molecular function: 2-oxoglutarate-dependent dioxygenase activity. The transcript has a single exon. Bases 101 to 1750 code for a protein of 549 amino acids.